This is a messenger RNA of Actinia tenebrosa (Australian red waratah sea anemone), 2043 nucleotides long. Its product is annotated as putative G protein-coupled receptor No18. Gene Ontology annotation, biological process: adenylate cyclase-activating adrenergic receptor signaling pathway; positive regulation of MAPK cascade. The record is from RefSeq and is a predicted model, not a curated record. Gene Ontology annotation, molecular function: G protein-coupled receptor activity. Gene Ontology annotation, cellular component: plasma membrane. Lineage: Eukaryota; Metazoa; Cnidaria; Anthozoa; Actiniaria; Actiniidae.
GGAAUAAUCAAGCUGUGAAGUAGGUUUUUGAAUAUGAAAUGCAAAAACAGAUUGAUUUAUAGACAUUUGCGCAGCUCUCCCGGUCAUGCCAGAUGUUCACUGGCUCAUUCAAUAAGAGCUGUGCGUCAGAGAGCAUCUCUGUCAUUCUUUUCGAGGCAUCGUGUCGUAAACGAGAACGUGAGUACAGUUGCGUGAUACCAUCAAUCGUGUUCAGAUGUGUUGAAGUCCGUUAGUGGUUUCAUAAGAUUCUGAAGCUCAAACGGUUCAUAUUCCGACCAUUAGCACUGACAUUCACCAACAAUAUGGUCGUCAACAACACGACUUUAACUCGCUGCGAGACACACAUUAAGUACGACAUCGUUUCUACUAUUGCUCAGGCGAGCUUUGUCAUUUUUAUACUCUUGCUCGACGUGUGUGGAAACUGCUUGGUUUGUGGAGCCAUUCUCACCUAUCGUCGUCUUCGGACUGUCACUAACUACUUUAUAGUGUCGCUUGCGGUUAGCGACCUUUUAGUAGCUGGGCUCUCGAUGCCCUUUCGCAUUCACCACACUCUUCACUCAAUGUGCUGGGAUCUAGGAAUAUCAGUGUGCGAAUUUUGGAUCUUUGUCGAUUUGGUGUGCUGCAGCGCAAGUAUCUGUAAUCUUAGCAUGGUGUCAGUGGACCGUUUUCUUGCUCUCUCCCACCCUUUGACUUAUCUCUCAAUUAUGACCAAGCGUCGAGCCUUCAUAGCGAUAGCCCUGGUGUGGGCUUACUCAGUUUUCAUAGCAGCUCUCUCAUUCACUGGACCAUGGUCUCCUGAUGGUUCCAUGACGUCCAUCCCGGCUUGCCACAAGAAAGAUAAGUACUACUACACAUUUGCGAUCACUGUUAGCUUCUUCUUACCAAUGAUUAUCUUAGUCAUCAAUUAUUCCCUGGUAUUCAGGGUGGCUUUAGUGCAAGCAAGAAAACUUCGCCUACUUUCUAAUCACUCGAACUUCGAUACYGCUGAAUCCUCAGAGUUCGUUAGCCUCAACGGAGGCACCCGUCAGCAAGACCGCCAAAGCGUCGCUAGUAUAGGUCGAAUUGAUCGCAGACAGAGGAAAUCCAUAGUACGUGAACUCAAGGCGACCAAAACAUUGGCUAUCGUGGUUGGCACAUUUAUCAUAUGUUGGGUACCAUUCUUCGUUAUCAUGCUUAUAGUUCAAUUUUGCCCGGAAUGUGUUUAUGAUAAAUCUAUUCUCAAUGAAACAGCACAGAAAGCUAUUGGGACAGUAUUUGUUUAUGUUUUGCCGCUAUUGAACAGUGCGGUCAAUCCAAUAAUUUAUUCGAGCUUUAACACUGAUUUUCGUAGGGCUUUCAGGGACAUAUUAUUUCGUCUGUGCAUGUUAAGCCGUCGCAGUGGCCGGUCAGAUAUUCAUGUUGGAGCAAGAUCGAUGAACGAUCUCGACCUGGACAACGCAACAAUGGCUACGGUUCAAGCACUCAACAUAAACACAACUAAAGAUUACAAAAAACUACUUCCGAACAAUGUUUACAAGAACGGUAACACACCAAAAAUCGUUAUCCACGAGGUGAACUCGGAAAAUCAGGACGAAGAGAUGGUAGCUAAUGAAUGACAUAUCAGAGAGUAAAUUAUUAUUGUUUAAAGUAACCAAGAUUAUCAAGAGACCAGGCAACAGAGUUUUUGUUGUGACUAAAGUAUUAAACUCGCUUUUCAAUUUUCCAUUCUUCUAUUUCUCAUCAUCUUAUGUUAUUCCAAAUGGUCUCAAAUUGUGUAAGGCACGGAAGGAAUAACCACCAUUUUUUUGACACAACUAACUGAGUUAUGAUCGUUCGCUAACUGGUCCAGCAAAGUAAUAUCAAACGCUCCAACUCUACGGUGCGCGGUAUUACAAUUUGUUUGGUAAGCAGAGGAAAAAUCGAUAUAUCAUGUAUAUUACAAUCUGUGGUUGUCUUAUUUAGCUUUGCUCGAGCAUCGCACUGAACACCGGCAUAUGUAACUGUUUAUUAGUCGUGAGUAACUAGAUAUAGUUGCUGAAUAAAUGUUUUGCAAUAUUUCAGUAA